Zasmidium cellare ATCC 36951 is the source of this 1083-nucleotide messenger RNA. RefSeq lists its product as uncharacterized. Bases 1 to 1083 code for a protein of 360 amino acids. Gene Ontology annotation, molecular function: hydrolase activity. The transcript has 6 exons. NCBI's taxonomy places the organism in Eukaryota, Fungi, Ascomycota, Dothideomycetes, Mycosphaerellales, Mycosphaerellaceae. The record is from RefSeq and is a predicted model, not a curated record.
AUGUCCGGCUUCGAGGAUUAUACGUUUAGCUACGCUGGCGGGGAGAAGAAGACGUUUUACCUCGCGGCUGGGCCGAAGGAGGGACCGCUUCUCAUCUUCGUUCAUGGAUGGCCCGCCAUCGGUCUGACAUGGAAGCCUCAAAUCCAGGCCUUUUCAGCUCUUGGCUUCCGUGUCAUCGCGCCAGAUAUGCCCGGCUACGGCGGUUCGUCUGCUCGCAAGAAGACUGAAGAUUACUCCUUGGAAUCUAUCAACAAUGGUAUGGUAGCUCUUCUCGAGCAUCUUGGCAGAGAGGAUGCCGUUUGGGUUGGGCAUGAUUGGGGAUGUGGUGCCGUGUGGAGCUUCGCGGAACACUACCCCGAGAAAUGCGUCGGCGUUUGCGGCAUGGCGGUCCCAGCCCGUGUGAUUGAACUCGGUCUCGAGGAAGAAGUCAAAUUUGUCAACCGCGAGAUGUACCCUGUCGACAAGUUCCCCUACGGCCAAUGGGACUACCAGCGCUUCUACCAGCUGGACUUUGAAAAGGCCACCGAAUUCUUCGACAAAGACCCUGCAGCGUUCAUUCGAGCGGGCUACUCCAAAGGCAAGCCCGACGCCCUCGGCAAGCCGUCCUUCACUUCGCAGGUCGUCUCAGCGGGAGGCUGGUUUGGUGGGAUUGAGAAGCCCGAUCCGGCGUGGAAGCAGAUCCCCAGCGAGAAUGUGGUCAUCGAUGAGGAUGUUUUCGAGGCGUUGGUGAAGGCGAUGGAGAAGACGAGUUUCUGGGGCGCGGAUGCUUGGUAUGCUAACCAUGACACGAACCGGAAGUACUUCUUCGACAAGGCGAAGAAUGAUGGGUAUUUGCACAUGCCGACGCUGUUCAUCGAGGCGAAGUUUGACACGGUUUGCGAUACUGUGAACUCGAGGCUGACCGAGCCACAACGGAAGUACUGCACCAACUUGACCGAGACUAGCAUUGAUGCCGGACAUUGGGUGCCACAGGAGAAGCCUGUCGAAGUUAAUGCCGUGCUUGCCAGGUGGCUUGUCGAAGCUUGUCCCAAGCACUGGCCGGGAUACUGGGGCAACAAGGGGUUUAUCAAGUCCAAGGUUUGA